AUGCUGCGCCGCCCCAUUGCUGCAGAGGCCCUCGUUGCAAGAACACUCAUUGUGUCACACAGCGCUCCUGUGUCACACAGCGCUCCUGUGUCACGCCAUACAGCCCGCAUGCCCCGCCCCCUCGCCACCUGCACAGCAGCCGUCUCUCUCCCGCUCGCUCCCCGUGCCUCUCCCACUCUGCACCUCCUGCCAUUUCGCACUGCCCACUCAGUAACCAGCCUUCCCUGCACACACACCCGGCACAAUCAGCACACCCGGCACACCCAGCACACGGGCAGCAGGCAAAGCUCUCGCACGCAGCACACACAGCAGUGCCGCAGCAGCAACCACGCCUUUGUGCCGCCGUCACCAUCAGGUACCGGCGUGCCCCCUUCCAACCACCGAGCACACGAGGGGCGAGUGAGUGCCAUCCGCUCUCCACUGCACACCGUCUGCGCCGCCACGAGCCGACAGGGUGGGGGUAUGGCCGGGACUGCUGCUGACUCUGCAGCAGGUGGGGCUGCAGCAGAGCAGCCAGCUGGGCCAAGCGGUGCGGAGGGUGUAGAGAGGACUGCAGCACAGGGGGUAGCAGAGGGAGGCGCCACAGGCGGGCUGGAGUUUAGUGGGGCAGGGGAUGGGGCACUGCAGGGGAGCGGGGAGGGGCAGGGGCAGGCGCAGGGCGAGGGGGAGGGGGAGGGGGAGGGAGUGGCGGGGGAAGAGGAGGAGGCGUUGGUGCAGCACGUGGUGAUCCGGCGCGACCUGGUGGAGGCGCUGCAGUGGCCGCUGGGGUCCGUCAUCACACAGGGCUGCCAUGCCACUGUGGCCGUGCUGUGGCAGCACCGCCACCACCCCAAUGUGCUCAAGUACUGUGGGCAGCUUGACUCCAUGCGCAAGGUGGGUGCGGUGAUGCCGUGUGGGAAGGGUUAA
This is a messenger RNA of Closterium sp. NIES-65, 906 nucleotides long. The record is from the annotation of a GenBank genome assembly. Lineage: Eukaryota; Viridiplantae; Streptophyta; Zygnematophyceae; Desmidiales; Closteriaceae.